This is a messenger RNA of Syngnathoides biaculeatus (alligator pipefish), 2156 nucleotides long. RefSeq names its product polymerase (DNA directed), delta 2, regulatory subunit (gene pold2). Lineage: Eukaryota; Metazoa; Chordata; Actinopteri; Syngnathiformes; Syngnathidae. The record is from RefSeq and is a predicted model, not a curated record. Gene Ontology annotation, biological process: DNA replication; DNA strand elongation involved in DNA replication. The coding region runs from base 512 to 1918 and encodes 468 amino acids. The transcript has 11 exons. Gene Ontology annotation, molecular function: DNA binding. Gene Ontology annotation, cellular component: delta DNA polymerase complex.
GACUGAGGAAAAAAAUGCAUUUGGGGGAAAAGACUAAUUUACAUUUAGACCAUGCUGCCAUCAAACCAUCAUAUUUUUUUCUACCGUUUUUAGCCCUCUUAAAAAUGUGUUAACUACAGAUCUUGUUUUUUUAAAGGAGUUUCUCGCGAGAAUACACAACAGCCCGGAAGUACGUCGAGCAGAGAUAUUCUAUGUAACAAGAGGAGCUCGUCGCAUUUUUUGUCGUAUUACAUUUAAAAAAAAAAGUACGCCAUUAAAAUUUUCGUUUAUUUUGUAGGCUAAUUUGCAGUGCUGUAGAAAGGAACGGAAUUAUGCCGAGUUUUGUUUCCUGUUCCAGGUAGUCGCAGACAAUUAACGCCACCAGUUAGCCGUCAGUAGUUAAUCUUUAUGCUUUGAAAGCAUCUCUGUUAGAGCGGGAAGCCAAGUAUUGUAAGUAGCAAUAACAAACGUUGCACCGAAUUCAACACAUUUGGUUUCAGAGUCCAAGACAAUAAGACGACCAAGGGCCGGCAUGUUCUCCGAUCUGAGCGCCCCGAGAGACGGCUCCUCUCUCUUGUGCCGCCCCGCCGAGGACGUGGGCCCCGUGUUCCAGAGGGCUUCCCCGGCCUACAGUCCCGGCUCCGAGCGCUUCGGGGUCGGUGAGCGGAGUUUCAAUCGUCAGUAUGCGCAUAUUUAUGCGGCACGACUCAUGCAGAUGAGACCGCUACUCACGGAGAAAGCCCAACAAAAGUGGGGAUCAGAUGUGCUGGUCCGGACACUGUGUGAUCUUCAGACGGGGGAGCAGUGCUGCAUUGUGGGAACUCUGUUCAAGCGUAUGGACUUGCAGCCAUCCAUUUUAAAAGAGAUCAGUGAGGAGCACAACCUGCUGCCCCAGCCUCCACGCGUCAAGUACAUCAGCGACAACGACGAGCUGCUUCUUGAGGACGAGCUGCAGAGGAUCAAACUGGAAGGGAAAAUCGACAGGGACAGGUGCGUCACAGGCAGUGUUAUCGCUGUGUAUGGAGCUGAGAGGAGUGAUGGGAAGUUCACGGUGGAGGACUUCUGCACAGCUGAUCUCCCCGCGCAGGCCGUAAGACCCGCACUCGACGCCGACAGAUUUGUUCUGCUCGUCUCUGGGCUGGGCCUCGGCAGCAGUGACGCCGACAGCAUGCUGGGCCUGCAGCUGCUGGUCGACAUGGUAACGGGUCAACUCGGCAACCAGGGGGAGCAGAGCGGAGCGGCGACGAUUACGAGGGUCUUGAUGGCAGGAAACCUCCUCAGCCAAACCACGCAGGACAAGGAUGUCUCGACCAAGGCCAAGUACCUGACCAAAAAGACUCAGGCUGGCAGCGUGGAGGCCAUUCGCCUAUUGGACGAGCUGCUGCUCCAGCUGGUGGCCUCGGUGCCAGUGGAUGUGAUGCCCGGCCAGUAUGACCCCACCAACUACACGCUGCCUCAGCAGCCUCUGCACCGCUGUAUGCUGCCUCUGUCCUCCGUCUACCCCACGCUGCAGCUGGCAUCGAACCCAUACCAGGCCACCGUGGACAGGGUGAGGUUCCUGGGCACCUCUGGUCAGAAUGUGAGCGAUAUCGAGCGCUACAGCAGCAUGGACAGUCAUCUCGAGAUUCUGGAAGAAACGCUGCGAUUGCGCCACCUUGCUCCUACAGCACCGGAUACCCUUGGUUGUUAUCCAUUUUACAUGAAAGAUCCGUUCAUCUUGGAAGAGUGCCCGCAUGUUUACUUCAGCGGCAACGCCCCAGCGUUUGAGUCGAAGCGCCUUACAGGCGCCGAUGGCCAAGAAAUCCUUUUGGUCACCGUACCAAAGUUCCAGAGCACCCAAACGGCAUGUCUCGUCAACUUGCGCACUCUCGAGUGCGAGCCGAUCAGCUUCUCGGCCUUUUCUGCGGGCGACGACGACGAGCUGAACGUCAGCCACUGAUGGUGGCGUCGUCCCGUCACGGUACUCGAGUUAUCUCGCACGGCGUGUUGUGACCAUUGCCUGAAAUAUACUUGUUCUUUUCACGUUGGUCUGCGAAACCUGACUGUUAAAUCUUCAGUGACAUACUGAAAAAUGUACAUUUGUCGAAGAACGAAAGUGUAAAUAAUUACAUCUUGAAUUUAUAAAAAGUUGGUUUUAAUGUGCAUCUGCAAUAAAAAAAAAAUCAUGUAUAAAAAGA